Molecule: messenger RNA, 411 nt
Organism: Anthostomella pinea
Lineage: Eukaryota; Fungi; Ascomycota; Sordariomycetes; Xylariales; Xylariaceae
Source: the annotation of a GenBank genome assembly
AUGUGGAGAGAUAUCGCGACGGCGCAGUAUUACCACGGCAUCAAGAAUGUUGGCAGCUCGGAAAUUGCCAUUUGUGGGCUCGCAAUGGGAAUGGACCGUUACCUCUUCUAUAUCCGUCAGUUGCACGAUACCGUUACAGGGGACAAGGCAAAGCUGACUGGGAAGACUGCAGAAUUCUAUGCUUACAAUGUAGAGGCACUCCUGGCCCUUUUCUGGGCUGGCGCGCUUGCGCAAUCGAUAUACGGUCUCACGGAUCUCGACGUCUAUAAGCGUGUCAGAUGGGCAACUCAAGUACUCAUGAAAGCGGUUGCGGUUCUUCUGCCUGUUCUGUUGAUGUGUCUCCUUCAACUCGACGCGGUACGCCGAUCUUUCGCGGCUUUCCUGUUGGUGGCCGACGCUUGCAGUACGUAG